Molecule: messenger RNA, 3271 nt
Organism: Punica granatum (pomegranate)
Lineage: Eukaryota; Viridiplantae; Streptophyta; Magnoliopsida; Myrtales; Lythraceae
Source: RefSeq, a predicted model, not a curated record
CUGCCACGUCAGCUUCUCUUCCUCCUCCAGCCCACCAGACAACAUUUCUCCCGUUCUUCUCUUCUUCCUUUCUCUCUGACUCCGCUCUUCCCACCUGAAGUUUCAUUUAAUCUAAAGCUCUGUCAAUGGCGAUGAAGCUGCACGAUCGUUUAUACGUCUCCUCAAGCUCAACUGGUCGGUUGUGGUCGAAACAUGAAAGAUAUUGCUAUGACGACUUGGAAGACUCUGCACAUCCUUAUCUUUCACGAAGACCCGUUAGAACAUGCUUCUCUUGUAAAAGUGCUGUCACCUUGGAUUACCUGCUCAUUAAUUGGAAACAUUCGAGGAAAAGAUCUGCCAUGAGAGUUGAUGUCUUGGAUGGUACGGGCCACUGCAUCAAUAAUCUCCCUUUGGGAAUCAAGAGAGACUUUCUGAGCUUACGUAAGUCAAGAAGAGUGGGGCACUUCACUACCCUUGCAUCUGCCGAAGACGGAGUUACUGUCAACGGGAGUCCUCAGGGAGGUACUAGUAGUGGUGAUGUCGAGGAUAUGAGAGUCAAACUUGACCGCACAUUGCAAGAUGAAGACUACAAUGAUGGGCUUGUCCAGUCUCUUCAUGAUGCUGCCCGGGUAUUUGAGUUAGCAAUCAAGGAACAUUCUUCACAUUCCAGAGUAUCUUGGUUUACAACUGCCUGGCUCGGUAUCGACAGAAAUGCAUGGUUGAAGACGCUGUCUUACCAGGCUUCAAUUUAUUCCUUACUGCAAGCAGCGAGUGAAAUUUCGUCUCGAGGGGAUCACAGGGACAGGGACGUAAAUGUAUUUGUCCAAAGAAGUUUAUCAAGACAAUAUGCUCCACUGGAGAGUGUAAUCAGGGAGAAAUUAUUGGACAAGCAGCCAGAUAUAUAUGAUUGGUUCUGGUCAGAGCAGGUUCCAGCUGUGGUUACAUCCUUUGUAAAUUACUUUGAAGGGGAUUCCCGCUUUACUGCCACGACUACUGUGGGUGGGAAAGGGAUGUCUGUGCAACCAGGAAACGCCGUGUCUGUCCGACCAGGAAACGCCAGUGACACAUCUCUCCUUAUGCUCGCCUUAACUUGUGUGGCAGCAAUCACCAAGCUUGGCCCAGCAAAAGUUUCUUGUCCACAGUUUUUUUCCAUGAUUCCAGAUGUUACUGGCCGGUUGAUGGACAUGCUAGUUGAUUUUGUCUUGAUACAGCAAGCCUAUAAAUCAGUAAAGAAAAUAGGUCUACGCAGAGAGUUUCUUCUCCAUUUUGGUCCUCGAGCUGCAUCAUGUAGAGUGAGAAAUGAUCGGGAUGCGGAGGAGGUUUCUUUCUGGGUAAACCUUAUCACAAACCAGCUGCAACGAGCUAUAGAUAGGGACAGAAUAUGGUCAAGACUAACUACAUCUGAAAGCAUUGAGGUAUUGGAGAGGGACUUAGCUAUAUUUGGAUUUUUCAUUGCCCUGGGGAGAAGGACGCAGGUCUUUUUAUGUGCAAAUGGUUUUGAUGGUAUAGGAGAUCCUAUUGAAGGUUGCAUUAGAUACUUUAUAGGAGGUAGUGUUUUAUACUACCCUCAGCUUUCAUCAAUAAGUUCUUACCAACUGUUUGUGGAGGUGGUCUGCGAGGAGCUUGAUUGGCUUCCAUUUUUCCCGGGCCUGGUAGACAAUCCAAAACAGUCGCAUGGUCACAAAAGUAAACAAGAACUUCCCCCAAAUCCCGAAGCUAUCCCCCAGGCAUUGGAUGUAUGUUCUCACUGGAUUCAGAGCUUUAUUAAGUAUAGCAAAUGGUUAGAGAAUCCUUCCAACGUCAAGGCAGCAAGAUUUCUUUCCAGAGGGCACAACAAGUUAAUGGAAUGCAGGGAGGAUCUGGGAAUAUUGAAGAACGAAGGUAUGGAAAUCAAUACAAAAGGUUCAUCUAAGGCUGUAACUACAAGAUAUUCAACAUCUGAAAACAAGGCUGAUUCCUUAGACAAGGCAUUGGAGAGUGUGGAGGAAGCUCUUAUGAGACUGGAGGAGCUGCUUCAAGAAUUGCAUGUAUCAAGUUCUAGUUCUGGAAAGGAGCAUCUAAAGGCUGCCUGUUCUGACCUUGAGAAAAUAAGGAAACUAAAGAAAGAAGCUGAAUUUCUUGAGGCAUCUUUCAGAGCAAAAGCAGCAUCAUUGCAGCAGGGAGAUGGGGAUGGUCAUUCUAAACCUUCUAUUAGUGGACAGAAGCAAUUCCUGAAAGGAAAAAACAGAAAUGGAGAUACUGCAAUGCCAAAUAGUGGAAAAAGUAAUUCUCGUGGAUUGUGGAACUUCUUUAAGAGCUGGCCUUCUGAAAAGCCCGACUCUGAUCUGGCAACUUUGGGUGGAUCGGAUGAUGAAUAUAUUCGGCAGCUUAAUGCGGAGAUGGAUUCUCAAGACUCAGAAUUAAGUGGCAUACGCCGUUUUGAACUUUUGAGGAAUGAGCUAAUAGAACUUGAAAAACGAGUUCAAAGAAGUGCUAACAAGUCUGACACUGAUGAGGAUAUUCAGCUUGCAGUUGAAAGUGCUGAAAAUGAUGAGAUUAGUCUAGAUUCUCAGUUGGUUCAGGUUCAGAAGAAAGUGAACAUCAUUGAGAAGUCACUUGACAAGCUGAAAGAUACGAGCAGGGAUGUUUGGCAAGGCACUCAACUUCUUGCUAUUGAUGUCGGAGCUUCCAUGGAAUUGCUUAGAAGGGGCCUCAUUGGAGAUGAAUUGACAGGCAAGGAAAAGAAAGCUCUCCGAAGAACGAUGACCGACUUAGCAUCUGUUGUCCCCAUUGGUGUCUUGAUGCUCCUCCCGGUCACUGCAGUCGGCCACGCAGCUAUGUUAGCUGCAAUUCAGAGAUACGUACCACAACUGAUACCUUCUACAUAUGGGCCCGAGAGACUUGACCUCCUGAGGCAACUCGAGAAAGUUAAGGAAUUGGAGACCUCCGAAGCGAAUCCCAAAGAACCCACAGAGGAAUUGGCCUGAACUGAGCCUCUCCAUGUGCCUUCCAUCCGGGAGGGAUACCAUGCUUAUGAGAGAAAAGCAUUGAGGGGUAACUUCCCGCAUUGGGUUCUCGUGGCAAGCAACUCUACUGCAAAAUUCUUGUUUGGGGGUGGCCAUAAGUACUUCGUACCUCACCCCCCCCCCCCCCCCCCCCCCCCCCCCCAAUUGGCAUUGUCAAUAUUCCUUGUAGACUCUGCUAAGAGCAUGUAACAUGGUUUAAAGAUUGUUGACAUUCUUUCAUUGAUCGUCCAUUCCAUUUUUUCACUAUCAGUUGCAAUUAUAGAAGGCGUUAAGUUGCCCCUUUUUGA